This is a messenger RNA of Glarea lozoyensis ATCC 20868, 846 nucleotides long. RefSeq lists its product as uncharacterized. Lineage: Eukaryota; Fungi; Ascomycota; Leotiomycetes; Helotiales; Helotiaceae. Bases 1 to 846 code for a protein of 281 amino acids. The transcript has a single exon. The record is from RefSeq and is a predicted model, not a curated record.
AUGGCUGAUAAUCCUGAAUUCGAAAUCGAUCUAUUUAGUGGCGGUGCUGCCCAGUCUGGUUAUCAUAUCAGGAACGCACCGAACGAAGAGCAAAGAAGAGUGCUUACUCAAUACGGAUCAACUCGAGUUGUGAAAGGCAAACUUCUGGAUGUAGUUCACGGGUUUCUGAAGCCAAACCGCGAACCGGCGACUCUUAUUGUUUCUGAAUUCAAAUUCCUCGGUUCGACUCGAGAAAAUCGUUUUGUAAAGGCAAAUAUUAAAUGGAAAUUCGCCUAUGAGGACAUGAACUCAGAUGAGACUCCCGAGGUCCAUAAAGUGUCGUUCGAAGAACAAUGGGUCAUGGACACCACCAAGAUCAGUGAAGCGAAGGAGUGCUCGAUGAGAGGAGGUUUGGAUGGUGGUGCUUCAGGAGUCAGUGCCAAUAUUUCCUCAGGGAGGACCAUCAGCGAGAAUUUCGAAAGCACGGAUAACAUAGUUCUGUACGGCUCCAGCAUCUUUACCAAAGACCACCAAUUUGGGCAACCAAACGCAGCACAAUGGAUCAUGAACGAAAACAAAACAGACAGGAGUGGAAUCCCAGACUCAUUAACGACCGCUAUCUUGGUCAAACGAAUUCCGGAUAAGAGUUUUGUUGGUGUCAUUGAAGUCAGAGUUGAAACGGUGCUAAAUACGAAAACUAAGGUCGCUGAAUGGUUUGGGAAAAAACCAAAAGUCGACCCGGUUAAAUUCAAUCCUACCUUACCAGCUCUUAUUGACAAGUACGUCAGAUUCAAGGACCAACUGGAUGGCAUUGUCUUGGAAGACAUACAAGCUGUCAGACACCAUAUAUCUUUGCCAACGGCCUGA